CGCACACGCCGCCCCACCCCCCAAAACGCAAAAGGGCCCACCAACAGAACCUCCCGGAGGCCCAAACUUUCGGCCCUCUUUCCUCUCUUCAAAGGUUUCUCAUACCCUAGAAAAUCUUUCUUUUGCAUUUCGCCUUUGUAAUACCCGAAAUAUACCAGUAGAGAGAGAAAGCUAGAAAGAGAAAGUAAUGGCGACAUUCAGCGAAGCACCACCAGGCAACAAGGAUGUCGGAGCUAAGAUCUUCAAGACUAAGUGCGCUCAAUGUCACACCGUCGAUCAAGGCGCUGGUCACAAACAAGGUCCUAAUCUAAAUGGCCUUUUUGGGAGGCAAUCUGGGACAGCUGCUUCGUACUCUUACUCUGCUGCUAACAAGAACAAGGCUGUCAUCUGGAGUGAAGAUACUCUAUACGAGUACUUGCUGAACCCCAAGAAGUACAUCCCUGGUACAAAGAUGGUGUUCCCUGGUUUGAAGAAGCCACAAGAUCGUGCCGACCUUAUUGCAUACCUGAAGGAUUCUACUCAGUGAUCACACCACAUGUCAUCUUUUAUGUAGGAGAGGUCAAAGGAGGAUUUUGAUCGAAACAUGAGAUUUUUGUUUCCUUAGUAAGAGCAACUUAGAAUUCGUUUUGCAAAUAAGUUUUACAGUAACGGGGAAAUGUUACCCUCGAUUCAUAUUACAUCAUGCUGUUACAGCUUGGUUUUAUCAACAUUAUUGUUUUACAUACGGUCUUAUUGACUUGAUUUGUUUCUGUAAAAGGAAAAUGAAACUGGAAAACGUUCCAUCGUUUUUGUUAUAGAUGGUGGAACAUUGUUUACA
Molecule: messenger RNA, 817 nt
Organism: Spinacia oleracea (spinach)
Lineage: Eukaryota; Viridiplantae; Streptophyta; Magnoliopsida; Caryophyllales; Amaranthaceae
Product: cytochrome c-like
Exons: 3
Coding region: 188-526 (112 amino acids)
Molecular function (GO): heme binding; electron transfer activity
Source: RefSeq, a predicted model, not a curated record